AUGGCCAACGAAACGGCAAACAGCAAUAAUACUCGGGACGACGCAGGUACCAAUAUGUACAAUGAUAAGUGGUUCUUUCCAGAAGAGCUAAGACACGGCCUGGAAACCUUUGACCUCCCGGACAGAAUCAUCGAUGAGAGUCUUGCUUGCGCCUGGGAGUAUUCUAGAUGUGUUAUACCCGAGUGGACCAAUUGGGAUAGAUACUUGGCUUUCAAUCGAACUAUCAUAAUUGCUAUCAUCGCUGAAUUUCGCGGCGACUUGAUCCCAGAGGACAGUAGUAAAGAUGUUGUCGGUUAUGAUUUGGAGGAGCUUCUCAGCACUCUAUUUAGUGGAACUCCAAUGCACGAGGAUAUGUCCCGCGAGUUUAGGGCAUUUUUGCUCAUAUCGGCGGAGAAAUCCAGCAAGAGACUGGACUCUGAACUCUUCAGUCGCUAUCUGAACGCCCUGGUAAAGUCUCCACAGGGCUGGUUUCGCCUCCGCGAUUGUGACGCACUAGCUCGGUAUACGAUUGCCAGCGCGCUGGCAUGCAACGAUUUCAACGACAUCCUAUUCAGCGAGGAUCAGUGGCAGCUUAUCGCAGAGCUGAGCAAUACCCUUUAUGACGCCGUGGCCUUUUACAAGCACCGAGCCGAGGGCGAGACGAAUAGCACUUUCGGAUACGUUGGGGGCGAGACGCGGGUAGAGAGCUAUCGGCUAUACCGAGAGGUUCUCUGGGCGCUGGAUGUUGCAUGGGCGCGCGAUCCGGCGAAACGCUGCGUCCUUAAUUUCACCAGAUUCUUCGGAGGCCCAAUCCACAUGACAACGCGAAGGUAUCGGUUCGUAGAGGACGGGUUGGUCAUCGGAAAGCCAGAGACCGAGGGAGUGGUGAAAUUGGCCCGCGACAACGUCAAACUCUGGAACAGGGUCGAAGAAAUUGCUACACAGCCGGUCAAAGAUGAACGCUACGCGGAAGUUAUUGCGCAGUCCGAUAAGCUUAUGUUUCCUGGAUUCUGUGGCCUUCUACAAAGCAGUGCCAAGAAGCAUUGUCCUCGUUGCUCUCACGCAGCUUCCAAUAGCUCCAAAGCCAUUAAGCAGUUCGGGGGCGUUCGACUGUGUGACGAGUGCAAAGAAGAAUGGCGGUCAUAUAUGCGGGCAUUUCCUGUGCGAUUUGUGGCCGCUUUCCCAGAAAUCGUACAGAUCAGUCCUAGCCUCAUCGCGAACAGUAAGAAAAUAAAUGUCGAAGUGCCGGCGUCUAUUGAUAUUUCUGCUGGUUUAAAGAUGCUGAAAGUAUCCGAAGUUGGAGAUAUGUAUAAUAGUGAUUAG
Venustampulla echinocandica is the source of this 1302-nucleotide messenger RNA. RefSeq lists its product as uncharacterized. The transcript has a single exon. The record is from RefSeq and is a predicted model, not a curated record. Bases 1 to 1302 code for a protein of 433 amino acids. Lineage: Eukaryota; Fungi; Ascomycota; Leotiomycetes; Helotiales; Pleuroascaceae.